Ficedula albicollis (Collared flycatcher) is the source of this 1119-nucleotide messenger RNA. RefSeq names its product ornithine carbamoyltransferase (gene OTC). Gene Ontology annotation, cellular component: mitochondrion. NCBI's taxonomy places the organism in Eukaryota, Metazoa, Chordata, Aves, Passeriformes, Muscicapidae. Gene Ontology annotation, biological process: L-citrulline biosynthetic process. The transcript has 10 exons. The coding region runs from base 1 to 1065 and encodes 354 amino acids. The record is from RefSeq and is a predicted model, not a curated record. Gene Ontology annotation, molecular function: amino acid binding; ornithine carbamoyltransferase activity.
AUGCUGUUUAAUGGGAGGAAUUUCAUCAGCAUUGCAAAACUGGCAGGGGCCAGCAAGCAGCUGCUGCGGCAGUUUUGGUAUGGGACUCCAGCUCAAAUGAAUGUUCAUCUGAAAGGUCGGGACCUCCUCACUCUACAGAACUACACAGCUGAUGAACUGAAGUAUUUGCUGUGGAUGGCAUCAGAUUUGAAACAAAGGAUAAAGCACAAAGGAGAGUAUUUGCCUUUGAUGCAAGGCAAAUCUUUGGCCAUGAUUUUUGAGAAGAGAAGCACAAGAACAAGAUUAUCUGCAGAAACAGGAUUUGCUCUCCUUGGAGGACAUCCUUCCUUCCUUACAACACAAGAUAUACAUCUGGGCACUAAUGAGAGUCUCACAGAUACAGCAAGGGUGCUGUCCAGCAUGACAAAUGCAAUCUUGGCUCGAGUUUAUAACCAUAAUGAUCUGGACCUAAUGGCAAAAGAAGCCACAAUCCCAAUAAUCAAUGGAUUGUCUGAUUUAUACCAUCCUCUUCAGAUUUUAGCUGAUUACCUAACUCUUCAGGAGCACUAUGGAGGGCUGAAGGGGCUCACCAUGGCCUGGAUCGGGGACGGCAACAACGUCCUGCACUCCUUCAUGGCGAGCGCUGCCAAGCUGGGGAUGCACCUGCGGAUUGCCACUCCCAGGGGCUUUGAACCAGACCUCAGGGUAACUAAAAUAACUGAACAGAACUCCAAAGAGUAUGGUACCAAGUUCCUUCUCACAACAGACCCUUUGGAAGCUGCAGACAGUGCCAAUGUCUUAGUCACAGACACAUGGAUAAGCAUGGGACAAGAAGAGGAGAAGAAAGAAAGACUGAAGGCCUUUCAAGGUUAUCAGAUUACAAUGCAGACUGCAAAAUCUGCUGCUUCCAACUGGACUUUUUUGCAUUGUUUACCCAGAAAACCUGAAGAAGUUGAUGAUGAAGUGUUUUAUUCUCCACAGUCAUUGGUUUUCCAGGAGGCUGAAAACAGAAAAUGGACAAUUAUGGCUGUCAUGGUUUCCCUGCUGACUGAUUACUCACCACAGCUACAAAAACCCACAUUUUAAUGCUUGGAUUCCUGCCAGAAGAAAAAUAUUCCUCAUCAGCAGAAUAUUCUGGUC